AUGUCCAACAAUGAAGAUGAAGUUGAAUAGGUGAUAAAAACUAAUAGUCAUGAGCCCCCCCAAACUCGAUCAAUUAGUAAAAAAGAAAGAGGUGAUGUGCAAAAAGUAGUUUCGAAAAUCAACAAACAAAAUAGAAUUGUCAAAAAGAGAAUGAAACGAAAGCGACUAUAUUCAAAGGCAAAAAGACCUGGCAUGCGUAGAAGAACUAGAAUUCCUGCUUCUGAAUCCUUUACUCCAAAUGAAGAUAGAUUAAUUCUUUCUUCUGUAUUAAAAUUAGGUCCCAAAUUCAAAGUUAUUUCCACUUAUUUUCCAUCAAAAUCACUCAGCACUGUAAAGAAUCGAUACUACAAAUUUCUCCGAUAUAGAUGGACACAAAUAAUGGGGAAAGAUUACGAUACUUUGUACAAAGAAAGUCUAUAACAGAGCACACAAGGAGAGGAGAUUAUAGAGACAGUUUAAUUAUUUCCAGAAUUCAAAGAUAUUUUAAAGAACAUGAUUUCAAAUAUAAAAUCUUUAAUAUUAUAAUGA
Paramecium tetraurelia is the source of this 528-nucleotide messenger RNA. RefSeq lists its product as uncharacterized. The transcript has 2 exons. The record is from RefSeq and is a predicted model, not a curated record. Lineage: Eukaryota; Ciliophora; Oligohymenophorea; Peniculida; Parameciidae.